Messenger RNA from Rhinichthys klamathensis goyatoka, 1816 nucleotides. RefSeq lists its product as uncharacterized. NCBI's taxonomy places the organism in Eukaryota, Metazoa, Chordata, Actinopteri, Cypriniformes, Leuciscidae. Gene Ontology annotation, biological process: regulation of gene expression. Bases 245 to 1816 code for a protein of 523 amino acids. The transcript is spliced from 11 exons. Gene Ontology annotation, cellular component: nucleus. Gene Ontology annotation, molecular function: POU domain binding; DNA binding. The record is from RefSeq and is a predicted model, not a curated record.
AAAGAGCUCAUCUUCAACUAAACAUCUUUGCUCCACAUGGGUUCACUGUUCUCGCAUGAUAAAACUCAGGUGAGAAACUUUGACUGCCCCGCCUCCUCAAGUCAGGUAUUGAAAACACAUCGUUACAUAACACACUUGUUGAAUGAGGACUAGUAGCAGCCCAUUACUCGACCAUUUUAUGUUUGUUAUCAUAGCUCUCUAAACCCGUAGCACGUUCUAGUCAGCUUUAUAACCGGACAACAGGAUGGUGAGCAGUCAGGUAGAGGCCACCGGGCAAGAUAUUAUGUUGCUAGAAGGCACCGAACACCGCGACUAUUCGUGCGACGGGUCACCGCUGCCAGCAGAAUCUCCUUCAAAUGGAAGGGGGGCGAAUCUACGGACACCGACGAAAAAACCCUCAGAGGACAGUAACGCCAAGAAGAGCUGCCAAACAGGACCGAAAAAACACAAGUCCACAUCUGAAAAGAAAUACCUCGGAGUUAGAGUGAAAAUGCCAGUACGGGACAUUCUCAGAAAUAUACGUAUUGCCAAGGGUAUUGACAAUAAAGAUCUGCAGGGGAAAAAAUCUAAGGCAUCUAAAGGGGAAAAGAAACGAGUUACCACCGGUAGAAACCGGAGACAUUUUCUGAAGAAACAUCAAACAAAGGGUCUGGAAGAGCUUGCUAUUAUAGUAGAAGUGUUGGAGGAGGAUCUUAAGACCUGUCAGUCAUACAGAUCACCAAACAAAACCCAUUCAGCUUCAUACUCUUCAGAGUUCGGGGUUGAAGAAGCACCUCAACAGGGUUUGAUGAACACAUACGGUCAGGAGAAUGAGAUCCCUCAAUCUCCAAGCUACUUCGUACCCUCUGAAACCUCGCCUGUCCAUUCUGUGUGCAGCUCUUACCCGUCCCCAUCUUACAGCCAGGGUACCGAUGUCUUCUUUGGGAAUCAGGAAGAAUAUAGCAGUUAUGAGUCAGAUAAGUACAGGUAUGAUGAUCUAUAUGGAGUGAGCUGCUCUGCUGCAAACUCAUACGAAUACCAAGUGCCCUCCCCACAAGAAUCAUUCCAUCCAAGUCCCACCCCAGAAGUCUGGGAGGUCUCUCCACAAAAGAUGAAGUGUCCACCAUGGCCACAAUCUCAGCAGGAGGAGUGCAGCGUUAUGACCUUCUUCUGUACUCAAAUGGAAAGAGAGGAGAAUCUGCUGAAGGAGAUAUCUGACCAAGAGCUUCUUGCUGUAGACGAAAACGGAAGGAUUCUUUUACACAGAGUUGUUGAGGAGGGAAAGAGAUCCCUUGUGUAUGUUAUUGCCAGAAGGAUGAUGGCUCUGAAGAAACUAGAUAUCAAAGAUUCAGAGGGAAAGACUCCUCUUCAUCUUGCUGCACAGAAGAAUCAACACUUCAUGGUGGCUGAUUUGGUGUCACUUGGUGCAAAUAUCAAUGCGAAGGACCGAUAUGGGAAGACAUGUCUCCAUCUCAGUGCAGAGAAUGGAUAUAUUCGAGUCUUGGAGGUCCUGAAAGGUUUAAUGAGAAUUGGCGUGUAUGUUAAUUUGGAGGAAAGAGAUGCAAACGGGCUCAGUGCGUUGCAAUGUGCAGCAGUAGCUCUUAACCACACUGUGCGGGAACUGGAGCUGUACGAGUCUGCAGGCCAUCUUAGACUGCACACUCUUCGCAAGGAGCAGAUGAUGGAAACGCUCGAGUGCCUCCUUCAAAUGGAGUGCUUUAUACAUGCUCCGGAACAUGGUCGCCUCAAUACGAUGAACAGUGUUGAUUCCAAGCCGUGUGGACAAGCAGCCUUCUUUCAGUCAAAUAAAAUCAAGGCCAUCAACAACAUGAUUUAG